UAAGUUAAGAUGAAAUAUUAGUAUAAAAGACACGGAAUUAAGGCAAAGUGAUCAAACAUUUAAGUAAAAACUAACCUCAAUUAAAAGUUGCUUUUCCUGCUAAAAUUAAGGGGGGGAAAUGAAGUAACGUGUUUUAUUUAAACAUAAGACAAAACUAAUCAAACCUCAGCGACCCAACUGUGUUUCUAUUGAAAAUGUGACUUUUCAACUCGAAGAAGCUGCAAUGUUGGUCAUUUCUGUGUAAAAAGGAAGCAUUCUUAUUGGCUAAUAUACCACUUUUUCGCGCAUGAACACUUUGAAGAUAAAACGGUUAAUCCUAUGAGGUUCGUAAAGUCUCACUUCCAUAAACCGGAACAACAACCGUUCGUCCUCCUGCAGCCUUCAGCUGUGUUCCACUUCAGACCUCAGAGCCACAACGACCCAAAAUCCUGGCAGGAACGAACCCUUCACCUUUGGACAGGCGCGCACGCGCGCACAAGGUCACCUGUGGGAGGGAGGGGCGUGUUGUCACCUGGCAUUUAACUCCUAAUGACGAUCAAACCGUUUGGACGAUCAGGCAGAAAUGAAAAUGAAAGUUAACAGAGACGCGGCGGCGAGUCAUCCUGUUCCACCUGAGCUGCACAGGUAAGGCGGCGUUCACGGACUGCUGGAUAUUUCUGCUUCUGCCGGGAACGAAGGCGCGCGCACUGCGCUCAGACGGAUCUGCUUCAGCUGGAAUUUCUUCAAAGGGCUGAGACAGUUCAGUCAUGGACAACCCUGAUGAGGAUGGAGCGUCCCUCCAGAGCAACGGGACUAAAAGCGGAAGGAAAGGGAAGCUGGGAAAGUUCGGGUCACUCAAGAAGAGCAUCAAAUGGGUGGCAGAUAAGAGUCCUCUGUCUGUAGGAACCAGAAAGUCCACAUCCGACGAUGCUGAAGGCUUACCUUCUACCUCCUCACCUUCAUCAACCGGUCCGAGCUCACCUGCCAGCUCUUCGAGGAACGGCGGAGGCUUCUUCCAAAACCAGGAGGACAAUCUGGGCCAUGCUGCUUCGCCCAAAAGCAAGGCGCUGACCCGUUCAAAGACAGAGCCCAGUAUGUCCAAGCUUGGUGACUCUUUCCUGAAGAAAGGAUCAUCUAUUCGCCGCAGCCUGAGGUUUGGCAUCAAAAAAGAGAAUGACAAAAGGCUGGAGCCUCUGGAAGACGUCUUGGUGGAGAGGACAGAAGGGAAAAACGAGAAGGAGGAAGACAUUCCGGAGGAGAUGGAUGAGCUGUACACUCUGCCAGACUUACCUGACCCGCCACUCUCAGUGAUGGAGAUCAAUAAGCUGAUUGAAAUGGAAGUGCUGGAGGAGGCCCAUCUGAACCUGCUCGCCUUGCGGCUGGAGUUACAGAAGGAGCAGGAGGCCGGUGUGGAGGACUGCUCCACAAAGGUUGCUCAGAAGCAGAAGGACCUAAGCCUUCUCUACGGAAACCUACGGAGCAAGAUCCACGAGAUAGUCCGAGAUUCCAGCACCCGUCCUGCCAGAAACAAGGGACUUCUGGUCCCGGUGGCCCGCAUCAUUCAGGAGGAGGAGAAGAGGGCCGGGGAACCCGGAGGACUACCAGACAGCUGGGUAGAAGCCUGGAAAGACGCUGUGUGUGACAGUGUCCAGGUCAAGGUGGACAGUGUUGACCUUGAGCCGAGGGAGCAGAAUGUGUCCUGGUUGGCGGUUCAUCUGGGGAAGCUGGGUAAUGCCAUUGUGGAGGAUCUGGAGAAUGUGAAGAGGGAGCUGCGAUGGUCUUACCCACGCACCUUCAAAGUUUUCAGCACGUAUGUGAAGAGCUACCACAGAGUGGUGGGGCAGCACCUGAAGAAGCUGGAGCAGCAGUCCACGGAGCUGAAGGAUCUGUACGCUCUGCUGGACUGGAUCCUCAACAAAUACAAGAGUGAGAGGAUCAUGGGAAGUCUGUCCUUGCAGCCGGACAUGAACGGGGAAAGCACUGAUCUGCAGCUGGAGUCUGACUUCCUGAAGCAGCUGAAGGACAAGUAUGUCUGCAGAGUGAAGGAGGAUGUGAGGAUUUCUCUGGAGAGAGUCAUUGAACUGGAGAACGAGUCCGUCUGGAGUGUCAGUAAAGAGCUGGAGAUGGAGGACGACGUCCUCUGCUCUCCGUUUCCUAUGGACAUCUGGACUAAAGUUAAAUCAAGUAUCGUCAACUCCAAACAGCUGGAUGUAAAUCUGGAACAGGAAGUGACCCAAACAUGUCUGGAAGAGCUGCAAAACUUCCCUAAGAGGUUUGAGGAAGAGUUCAGACGCCACUUCAGCGCCAUCCAACCACAGCCUCUUUGGACCGAGUAUCUCGUUGCAUACAUCAACAGCUUCACAGCUUUACAGAAGCACAUGGACGGUUACCACGGCAGCUGUCCUCGCCAGGUGGAGGCUUUUAAAGGGGAGGUGGCGUCCCUGACCGCCAGGCUGAUGCAAAGCCUGGAGGACCAGUUCAAGCAGGACGUUAAGCUGUACCUCAGGAGAAUGGUGACCAGAAAGUGGCUCACCAACGACGACGACUUCCAUCAGCUCCUCACUCGGACAGAGCGGCUUUCCCAGCACUGCCAUCUCCUACAGCCCCCACACGCCCAGGAGUUUGCCAGCCGACUGCACUACCACGUGGUCCGGGAGUACGUCGGCCAGCUGAUGAAGAAAAGCUACUCGUGCAAGAACCGUAAACACGAGAAAGCGGCAGCCAAAAUCAGCAAGCAGACGGGCGCGCUCAGGGAUCUGUUCAGCAGCAUGAAUUCCAGCAUGGAGUGGCUGCACCCUGUGGGGGAAGACCUGAGCACCAUCAUUGGACUGAAGAACAAGGCUGACAUCAAGCACCACCUGCAGCCUCUACUGGAGCAUUACCCAGACUUCAGCAAGAAGCAUCUGGUGGCAGUUCUCUUCUUCCGAGGGGACCUGGGACGCCGUGAGCACCAGCUAAUCCUCCAGAGACUAACAGACCUCAAAAAGGGCGGCAGCGGCUCCAGCUGCGACCGGAGCCGAGUUCUGUUCGGGGACAUGCCGGUCACCACCAACACCAACUGCCUCCCCGGCCCGCCUUUCUCCUGCUUGAGCCGCAUCCUGCCGGAUCGCUAAAACACGCCGCUGUGUGACAAAAAUCAGACGUACGCGAUAGCUGUGGGUUUUCGGAAGCCUUCUUUCUGUCCCGCAGCAGGAAGCCGUCCUGGACUGAAGAGCCAGAUUGUUUCUGCAAUUCCUCCUCCUUACUGAGCCUUUAAGUAAAAAUUAGAGCCCAGCCACAAACUCAAAAACUCACCAAAAGUUGCACGCACUGAGAACCCA
This is a messenger RNA of Oryzias latipes (Japanese medaka), 3299 nucleotides long. It is a transcript of the gene exoc3l4, whose product is annotated as exocyst complex component 3-like 4. NCBI's taxonomy places the organism in Eukaryota, Metazoa, Chordata, Actinopteri, Beloniformes, Adrianichthyidae. Gene Ontology annotation, molecular function: SNARE binding. Gene Ontology annotation, cellular component: exocyst. Gene Ontology annotation, biological process: exocytosis; exocyst localization. The record is from RefSeq and is a predicted model, not a curated record.